Molecule: messenger RNA, 1789 nt
Organism: Crotalus tigris (Tiger rattlesnake)
Lineage: Eukaryota; Metazoa; Chordata; Lepidosauria; Squamata; Viperidae
Gene: ANKRD65
Product: ankyrin repeat domain 65
Biological process (GO): positive regulation of transcription by RNA polymerase II
Cellular component (GO): nucleus
Molecular function (GO): transcription cis-regulatory region binding; protein binding
Source: RefSeq, a predicted model, not a curated record
GAGAGCCCAAGUAAGCUGGAAAUUCAAUUUCAAGUGAUGACAAUCCCUGCUUUUUGCUCUAAAUGGGCCUAUGUUCUUACCGCUUCACAUAGCCCUCAGCGUGGCCCUUUUUGCAUUUAAAUACUCGGUGCCUGAUUCACACACCUCAUCAUUUUAACGUCGCCCAUUUCAAUUCCGCAGGAAACCACAAAAUCCAGGUCACUAGAUUCAAAUCUGGCACUUUCGGGUAUUAGCAACAUCGGAGGGAUAUUGGACACAGAAGAAGUACGGCUUGCGAAGAAUAAAAUCUCCAGCAGCCAGAGAGAGAGGUGUUCCAGGCCAAAGGAGAUCCAUCUUGCAGGAAAGAAGGUCAGCGAAAUUUUGGAAAUUUUGCUUCGUUGUAUACCACCAGUAGCUACUGCACCAAAACUCUGGAGAAAAGAUUGCCAAGCUUUGCAGCAGCCCCUGAAAAAAAAAAAAAAAAAAAACAACUCAAGGGUGUGAACACGCCCUCAUCCUUGGAAAAAACAACACCGGUGUGGUAACCAAAAGUCAGCAGCAGAGGAGAAAAAAAUGACUGCGGCAAAAACCCAGGCCGAGUUGGUGAGGAAGUGGAUGGUGCUGGCAGAAACCAUUCCCGGGGGAAUCGGAAAAGAGGAAGGCUUGGAGCCUGCCGCCAGCAGUACUGAAAAUAGUUUGCUCCCGACAGCCAAGGCACCAGGAUGGAGGGAGCUCCAUCAGGCAGCCAGGAAUGGGGACCUGCGGCUGGUAAAGCAGCUAUUGAAGCGAGGGGCAUCUACAAACAGCAGAGACGAAAACGGCUGGACUCUGCUGCACGUCGCUUCCUUGCAUAGCUACCUCCCCUUGGUGAAGUUUCUCAUCCAGCGUGGAGCCGUGAUCCGUACCGACACCAAGGCCGGCUACACACCUCUGCAUCAUGCUGCCUGGAGCGGCCAUACCCAAGUGGCGGAUCUCCUGUUGGCCCGGGGAACGCCAGCGAUGGACUCAACCAAAGAGGGCCUUAUCCCGUUUCAUUGUGCGGCUGCCAACGGCCACACCUUGAUGAUGCAACUGCUUCUACGGCACGGGACAGAUCCCAACGCUUGCGACUGUAACCAGUGGACCGCCCUGCACUGGGCCACAGUUGGCCACCAACUUCACAUAAUGAAUUGGCUGAUUUCCCAAGGGGUGAACCCCAAUCUCCAAGGCAAGGGAGGUGUCACACCUUUACACAUCGCUGCCGAGAUUGGGAGACCUGAAACGACACGUCUCUUGCUUGUCCACGGGGCCGACGUGAAUCUCCAAGACGACUGCGGAAGGACGGCGCUCUCUGUCGCUGCUAAAAACAGCCAUCAUGAGAUUGUGAAGCUGCUGCUCCAGAACCAAGCGGAUCGAAGCUUGGCAGACCUCCGCGGUUGCACCCCGCUCCACAAGGCCGCAGGUGCCGGGUGCCUGCGCUCCGUCUGCCUUUUGCUCAGAGGAAGCUCCCCUGCAAGCCUUCAUCGAAGAGAUGGCCUCCUGCUCACGCCGCUCCAUCGCGCAGUCCUCGGCGGUCACGCCGACAUCGCCGGUUGCCUCUUAGAGCACGGAACGGACGUUAACACGGCUGGGUGGUUGGGGAAAACCGCUUUGCUCUUUCCCCUGGUGGAACUUUUGAUAGCAAAGGGCGCAGACCUGAGCCGGAAGACUUGGUGGAAGGAGAGCGCACAAGAGGCCAGAACACGGAGCUUUCUCUAGCUGUGCUCGCCCUGCCUGUCACCAAGGGCCUACUGUAGGUGAGUGUUUCCCAAACUUGACAAUUUUAAGGCAU